AUGCCCAACCCUCAAUUACACUAUACCAAACUUAUUUACGAACGUCGCAUCAAUCCACAACGGCCGUUGAAAGUAGAACUCACCCAACCAACCGGGUUUCAUUGCACAGGACCCUGCUGUAGACAUUGUCCCACCCACUCGUCACAGUACUACAACCCACGUCACCAACCUAACAAGCCAUUAAUAGGAUUCAGGUGCCCGCUCGACAAAGCACAAGGUGCUUUCCGGACAUAUAGUCGGAUCGAGUACCUUCAGGAUAUUUGCACACUGAACGACUUACAACCCCAGUUGUGUAACUCAUCCAAAGGCACAGUUCAGUCAAGUCCUCUAUUGGUUAUCACCAAGCAACACGGAAACCACCUUAUCAAUAAUAUGGAAGACCCGAAACGCACGCGCUUACCUUGCGCCGGCAUCCAUGACGUACGUCCCCACGUAGGCAAAGGCAAGCCCGGCAAUCGCAAAUGCACAUGGCAAGUGUGUCCUGACUGCUGCCGUCCUCAGCGUGCGGCCACUGGAACUCAAUGUUACACUCAUGAAUCAGCCGAGCGUGCAAAGGCCAGUGUGGUACCAAAUACUCAACCAUUCCUUGACAGCGUAAUCGAAUCUGCCGCCAGUACUAGCACCCAAGCCGCUAUCGAUGCCCAGAUCUUGCCAGAAAUCGAAGUAGAUCAAUCUCAGCUCUUAGGGCCACCCCCUCCACUUCACCCUUUGGCGCUGACACCUGCAACUAUGUGCAUUUACCACCUUAACCGAUCCAAGAAAGAAGAAGCCAAGCGAGCCAAAGAAGCCGCUGAGGCGAGUUGUGACAAAAACAUCUCGAUUUAG
Messenger RNA from Melampsora larici-populina 98AG31, 825 nucleotides. RefSeq lists its product as uncharacterized. The transcript is spliced from 3 exons. The coding region runs from base 1 to 825 and encodes 274 amino acids. NCBI's taxonomy places the organism in Eukaryota, Fungi, Basidiomycota, Pucciniomycetes, Pucciniales, Melampsoraceae. The record is from RefSeq and is a predicted model, not a curated record.